UAGAUAGAAAGACGUAAGAAAACUGAAAUUUAAUCAAUAUCAUUAAUUUACUUUGAAAUAAUUUAGUGCAACAGCUUUAGUUAGAUAGUUUCAUACUGUUUAUUAUUAGCGCAACGCCUAAUUAUGAUUAAGGCUAUAUUAGUGUUUAACAACCAUGGAAAGCCAAGAUUAUCGAAAUUCUAUCAAUAUUUUAAUGAGGAUAUGCAGCAACAGAUAAUAAAGGAGACGUUCCAGCUGGUGUCCAAAAGAGAUGACAAUGUGUGCAAUUUCCUUGAAGGAGGAAGCCUCAUCGGCGGAUCAGACUACAAACUCAUCUAUAGGCACUACGCCACUUUGUAUUUUGUAUUCUGCGUUGAUUCGUCCGAAAGCGAACUGGGGAUAUUAGAUUUAAUUCAGGUGUUCGUGGAGACAUUAGACAAAUGUUUCGAGAACGUAUGCGAGUUGGACCUGAUCUUCCACGCGGACGCAGCCCACCAGGUGCUGGACGAGUUGGUGAUGGGCGGCAUGGUGCUCCAGACCAACAUGGCGGACAUCCUGUGUCGGCUGCAGGAGCAGAACAAGAUGCAGAAGGCUGAGGCCGGUAUAUCCGCUGCGCCCGCGCGGGCUGUGUCAGCUGUCAAAAGCAUGAAUUUGCCACAACAGCUUCGGGACAUGAAGCUGCCCGACCUUCCACAGGCCAUUAAGGACCUGAAAUUCUGACCGCUACAGCAGGGCGCUUACACGAACACGCCCGUCUCAAUCGCCACCAACAUCAUAAACACUAUAUAUCCGCAUAAUGAGAAAUAUCAGAACUUGAAAGAGGAAAAUCUUACGAAAUUCUUCGGCUCCGAAACUCUGAGCACGAAAUUCUCGGAGACAUUCAGCGAGAACUACCAGCAAGCGGAGGGGGUUAAUUUCCCGAAUUACGAAUGUCAGAAGAUUGAGGGUUACCAAGAUUUGCGCGGGAAUAUUGAUGAGUAUGAUUGUAAAGAAGUGAAAAGUAGAAGGAAGAAGAAGAAGAAGAGGGGGAAACAGUGAAUUUUUUUUUGAUUAAAAUUUAUUUGUUUUUCUCUGUAUUUAUACAUAUUAUAUUAUUAUAUGUAUAUUACACAUGUAUAUGUAUGUAUAUAACAUAUGUAUAGUACGUUAUAUGUAUAUUAUAUUACAUUCUAUGGGUGAAAAAAAGAAUAGGACCGCACCAUCACGUUCGCAUGGAUGUCGGAAAAGGGAUAGGCUUAUAAACUUGGGAUUCUUCUUUUAGGCGAUGGGCUAGCAACCUGUCACUAGUUGAAUUUCAAUUCUAUAAUUAAGCCAAACAGCUGAAUGUGGCCUAUGAGUCUUUUCAAGACUGUUGGCUCUGUCUACCCCGCAGAGAUAUAGACGUUAUUAAAAAUGACGAAAAUUACUUAAAAAAAACCAUUAAAACCCACAUAGAUUUAUGUACUAGCUGUGCCUGCGACUUCGUCCGCGUGGAAUAGUUAUUUUGGGCAUCAUUGAAGCCCACAAGGAUGAAUAAUUUUCUCCGAUUUUUUUCACAUUCUCCAUUAUUUCUUCGCCCCUAAUGUUGCAGCGUGAUGUUAUAUAGCCUUCCUCGAUAAAUGUUCUAUUCAACACAAAAAUAAUUUUUCAAUUCAAACCAGUAAUUCCUGAGAUUAGCGCGUUCAAACAAACAAACUCUUCAGCUUUAUAAUAUUAGUGAUAGAUAUGCAUGAAACGUCUGUGUUGAGGUAUAUUUAACAGAUUGGUGCGUAAUUGAAAAAAUAAUACAUUCCUUUGUUUCGAAUUUAUGCGUUAGGAAUCGAAUACGACGUUUAUAAGUCCAUAAGCAAGUACCAAAACGAUCGAAAUUUCAAUGAAAUAACGACCUUGUUACAAGCACAUUAAAACUUGAAAUCCAAAGACAAAAUGUCUCCUGUUAUCUCGCUCGUAAUAGCGGACUGUUCAGUUCGCGGGUUCAAAUGGCGCGCUCUGAUUGGCUGAAGCG
Messenger RNA from Amyelois transitella, 1963 nucleotides. It is a transcript of the gene or, whose product is annotated as AP-3 complex subunit sigma-2. NCBI's taxonomy places the organism in Eukaryota, Metazoa, Arthropoda, Insecta, Lepidoptera, Pyralidae. The transcript has 6 exons. Gene Ontology annotation, biological process: Golgi to vacuole transport; intracellular protein transport. The record is from RefSeq and is a predicted model, not a curated record. The coding region runs from base 124 to 699 and encodes 191 amino acids. Gene Ontology annotation, cellular component: AP-3 adaptor complex; membrane coat; intracellular membrane-bounded organelle.